AUGAUAUGUGGCCCUGAUUUUUCCAUCACAAAUGUUGUGGCUAAAUGGCCAGGAUCAGUCCAUGAUUCCAGAAUUUUCAAAGAGUCUGCGUUAUGUAGAGAAUUUGAAAAUGGACACGUACAAGGAAUACUUUUGGGAGAUUCAGGGUAUGCCCUUAAAUCCUACCUAAUGACGCCAUACCUGAACCCGUCUGAGAUUCAUAUGCAGCGGUUUAAUACUGCCCACUGUAGGACAAGAGUGUUGAUAGAGCAGACAUUUGGCAUCAUUAAGCGUAGGUUCUCGUGUCUACACACUGAAUUACGAGUGUCACCCCAGAGGGCCUGUGUUGCCAUCAUUGCCUCUUGUGUCUUACACAACAUUGGUAUUAUGCGAGGAGACAUUUUGCCAAAUGCGGACAUCAUCAUAGUUGAUGAGUGGGAUGAGGCGGAAGACUUGGGAGGUGAUGGCAAAACUGUACGUGACCACAUAGCCUUGAAUUACUUCUGAAAGUGAGUACAAUUCUCUAUAUUUUCUAAAGCCAACAAUUCAAAAGGA
Messenger RNA from Saccostrea echinata, 534 nucleotides. Its product is annotated as putative nuclease HARBI1. NCBI's taxonomy places the organism in Eukaryota, Metazoa, Mollusca, Bivalvia, Ostreida, Ostreidae. Bases 1 to 486 code for a protein of 161 amino acids. The record is from RefSeq and is a predicted model, not a curated record. The transcript is spliced from 2 exons.